UUCGUCUCGAACUUUCUACACACUCUCUCUCCUCUUUCCAUUUCCCCUUCCCCACGCACUCACGUCCUAUAAAAUCUCUACAAAUGCGACUUAUCUAAUCAUCAAAAAUCAGAUCAAAAGCUAUUGUUAUCUGUGUUUUGUUGCGCGCUCUGAAAAUGGCUUCGUCAAUUGCUCUCAGGAGACUCGCUGGUUCAUCACUCCUCAGCAGGCUUAGCAACCCUAUCCGCUCUGCUUCGGUCCUUCGUUCCUUCAACACCAACGCUCAGAUGACCAACUACGACGACGACGACCGGAGCAUCGACGUCGAUCGCCGCUCCGACCGUGGAGUCUCUCGCCGCCGCGAAUCUGUUCCUGGCUUCUUCUCAGGUAAUGUGUUUGAUCCACUUUCUCCAACAAGAAGCUUGAGUCAGAUGCUGAACCUAAUGGACCAGAUGAUGGAAAAUCCAUUCCUGGCAGCGUCUCGUGGAAUGGGAGCUGGAGCUGGAUCGAGGAGAGGAUGGGACGUGAGAGAGGACGCGGAUGCUCUCCAUCUGAGAAUGGACAUGCCCGGUCUGAGCAAGGAAGACGUGAAGAUAUCUGUGGAGCAGAACACUCUGAUCAUCAAAGGAGAAGGCGAGAAGGAAUCGGAGGAAGACGAGUACGGCCCCAGGUACUCCAGCAGGCUGGAUCUCCCUCCCGAUCUCUACAAGCCCGAAGAAAUCAAGGCUGAGAUGAAGAAUGGGGUAUUGAAGGUUGCGGUUCCCAAAGUGAAGGAAGAGGAGAGGACGGAUGUGUUUCAGGUUAAGGUGGAAUGAAUUUAGUCUAUCAAAAUGAUGAACGGUGUUGGUGUAGUGGUUUAGGGGUUUUUGGUGUCCUGGUGUUUUGAUGAAUAAACGAUCUUGAUGAGUAUAGUAAUUUCUAUUUCUGACUGAAGUUUACAGUGAAUGAGUUGUUUUUGAAAAAAAUUUAUUCGUUUAGAGAAUGUUUGAACUAUCUACUCUA
This is a messenger RNA of Cornus florida, 981 nucleotides long. Its product is annotated as small heat shock protein, chloroplastic-like. NCBI's taxonomy places the organism in Eukaryota, Viridiplantae, Streptophyta, Magnoliopsida, Cornales, Cornaceae. Bases 156 to 794 code for a protein of 212 amino acids. The record is from RefSeq and is a predicted model, not a curated record. The transcript has 2 exons.